UGCAAGUGAUGUGAACUCUCCCCGCAUAUGCGGAGGAAUACUUUACACAUAGCAAUGGCCUGGGAUCCCCAGACCUGGUCCAGAGUUCUCAUCACUACGAUAGCCUGGUUUGGUCAAGCUGUGAACCUCAGAUAGUCGUUUCUUCACCAGUCUCACUGAACGGUUUGAAUCGAAUCCUGACCACAGGAUGGCUCUGAAUUACGCCUACUAUCUACAGCACCACUAUGUGCUGGUCGCCCUCCUCCUUACAAUCAUACCCUGCGUGCUCCUGUUAAAAAUCCGGUUCAGGAAAGGACUAAGAGACAUUCCUGGUCCAUUCCUAGCCAGCGUCUUGCCGCUUGACAGGAUUUCCACGGCAUAUUCUGGACAUCAAUUCGCAAAACACCUUGCUUAUCAUGACAAGUACGGCCCAGUCGUCCGGAUAGGUCCGAAGCAUGUCUCGAUCUCAGACUCGGACCAGAUCUCCGUGAUAUAUAGUAUCACAUCCAAGUUCAACAAGAGCGAUUUCUACACGCUGUUCCACGCAAAGUCACCUGUGGGUAACAUCCCGACAGUCUUUUCGAUCACAGAUCCUGAGGGCCAUCGCAGCCUGAAACGACCGGUCGGCGCGGCAUACGCGUUGAGCGCGCUGCUCGACUUGGAGACCUUGGCAGACGAAUGCACGAAGAUAAUGCAGAGGAAGCUCGACGGUCUCGAAGGCAGGAACAUCGACUUUGGAACCUGGCUGCACUGGUACGCCUUCGAUGUGAUCACGUACAUCACGUUCUCGAACGCAAUGGGCUUCCUGGAACGAGAAACAGAUGUCCAAGGCAUUAUAUCCGCCAUUGAAGGCCGCUUGUUCUACAACUCCAUCAUCGGCCAGGUGCCGUCUUUGCACAAGUAUCUGCUCGGCAAUCGGUAUAUCUCGAAACUAGCCGACAUGAUCCCGAGUCUGGCGCGGCUCAAUUCGUCACGAUACAUCGUCAACUUUGCCGGCGAGCAAAUGUCCCGAAGACAAGGGACGACCGCGGAACAUGGUAAGAAAGAUAUGAUUGCAAGGUUCAAGCGUGGCAAGGAAGGUGAGCAGGUCAUGACUGACAAGGAACUUCUGGGUCAUGCUGCUUCGAAUGUAUUCGCGGGCAGCGACACCACCGCUAUCUCUCUGCGUGCCAUGUUUUACUACCUUCUGAAGAACCCGAGGACGUAUAGUACCGUCGUCGACGAGAUUCUCUCCUUUGAUGCUCGAGGUGAGCUGUCGGAGUAUAUCACUUACAAUGAGGCUCAGCGCAUGCCGUAUUUCCAGGCGUGCAUGAGAGAAGCGCUGAGGAUGCACCCGGCCGUUGGCCUCUUACUGGAAAGAAUCGUACCGCUGGAAGGCGCGACGAUAUCCGGUGCGUUCUUGCCUGGUGGCACGGUUGUUGGAAUCAAUCCCUGGGUGGCUGCGAGAGACAAGAACGUGUAUGGCGCGGACGUGGAUGUCUUCCGGCCGGAACGGUGGAUUGAGGCAGACGAGAGGACUCUCAAGCUCAUGGAUAGGAAUUGGUUGGCGUUCGGCGCUGGUGCAAGGACAUGUCUCGGUAAGAAUAUCUCGUUAAUGGAGAUGUCGAAGUUAGUGCCCCAGCUCUUAAGACGAUAUGAUAUCCGGUUGGCUGAUCCACUGGCGGAAUGGACUCUGCAUGAUUACUGGUUUGUGAGGCAGGAGGGAUUGCGGUGCGUCUUCACGCGGCGGACCAAGUUGCCUCAGCCUCAAUAAGGCCUAGUAAAUCGACCGUGGUGGAAGGGGCCAAGUCUGUGCGAUAUAAUUCGGCUAUCGGUCGGAGUAAAACAUCAUACGAGAAGUGCUAAUGCCAAGGGGAUGACACUUGGACAUCGCCAACCUAUCUAGGUACAUGGGAGCAGUAUGACCCGCAGUCUAGAAUAUCAACUUUCCGGCUGGACUUAAUCGUCCCUCCAUUUGGCUCGACUACAGUUACUGUGUUCUGACCUCAACCGAGACUCCUUUCCCGUUCUGAACGUCCUCGGUGGACAUUGUGUCUUUGCCAAUUCGGGUGUUUCGGAUGGGCCUCACCACUAACCCAUCCAUACAAACCAUCCUCAUCGAAAUCAGGAUCGUCCAUGUAUGAUCCCCAAACAUGGCUCCGGUCGGUGGUUGGGUCGUACACCGUGCUU
Molecule: messenger RNA, 2148 nt
Organism: Exophiala viscosa
Lineage: Eukaryota; Fungi; Ascomycota; Eurotiomycetes; Chaetothyriales; Herpotrichiellaceae
Product: putative P450 monooxygenase
Exons: 4
Coding region: 188-1732 (514 amino acids)
Molecular function (GO): heme binding; iron ion binding; monooxygenase activity
Source: RefSeq, a predicted model, not a curated record